Molecule: messenger RNA, 426 nt
Organism: Monosiga brevicollis MX1
Lineage: Eukaryota; Choanoflagellata; Craspedida; Salpingoecidae
Exons: 3
Coding region: 1-426 (141 amino acids)
Cellular component (GO): membrane
Molecular function (GO): oxidoreductase activity, acting on the CH-CH group of donors
Source: RefSeq, a predicted model, not a curated record
AUGGCGCUUCGAGAACUCUACCAGCGGCCCCACCUUGAACUGCUCGGUGCCUCUGUCCUUGGCACCCAUCUUCUGGCCAACUUCAAGCUCAAGGGGGCGCCGCCCAAGCAGGAUACCAGCAGCACCUUGCAGCGUUUCACAGGCUACUUUUUAGUUGGAACGAUCACCAUGCACGUGGUCCACGCCCGCGUCUUGCCGUGGUACUACGACGAUCCUGCCGACCUGGCCGCCAUCUACGACAGCUUUAGCGUUUACAAACCAUUGGCCCUGCCCCUUUAUUCCGGUCUACUCUUGGCGGGCACCUAUCACACGUACAACGGCAUCGUGACAAGCCUACGCCGCUUGCUUGGUGUACGCCUCGGCAUGCUUGGCAUUUCGGGCCAGCUGUAUCCCAUCUACUCCUUUUCCUUCCGUCUGCGUCGCUAA